UCAGAUGUUAGGUGAUGUUAGAAUGCCCGGAGAUGGAUUAAUUUAGGUCCAAGGUUUCAAAAUUGGCAGUAGAUGCUGGCAUAGUUGCGUUGCUCCAUUACGAGUUCACAAAAAAUAUGAUGUGCUUUUUUAUCUUUAGACCUUUAGGUUAAAUUAAGUUGUGCAAAAUAAAAUGGUUGCAGUCUUUUCAAGAUUGGUAGCCUUUACAAACCGUCACCCCAUCAUAAGGGGUAUGAUAUCUUAUGGAACGAUAUGGCCAACUUCUUGCAUCAUCCAACAAACGAUAUCGGGAAAAACAUGGGAAAAUUACGAUUGGAUGCAGGCUCUAAGAUUUAGCCUGUAUGGAGGAUUUUUUACAGCUCCAACUUUAUAUGCGUGGAUUCGUUUGUCGACGAUAAUGUGGCCAGCGACAAAUUUAAGAACUUCGAUUACGAAAGCAGUUGUAGAACAAAUGACUUAUGGUCCUGCUGCGUUAGUCUGUUUUUUCUUUGGUAUGAGUUUGAUGGAAGGAAAAACGGUAAAUGAGGCUAAAGUUGAAAUGCAAACAAAAUUUUUACCAUCGUAUAAGGUUGGUAUAUGUUUCUGGCCGGUUUUACAAACGAUAAAUUUCUGUUAUAUAAAAGAGAAGAAUAGGGUGCCUUUCGUGAGUAUGUGCAGUUUGAUUUGGUGUUGCUUUUUGGCGUACAUGCACCAGCUGCGGAUCAAGAACAAAGAAUUAGCACUCGGCGAAAAUAAGAGACUUUUAAAAAAUUGACGAGACGAUAUCUUAGCAGAAAUUAUUUACCUUAGCUAAAUAUAAUUUAUUUAUUUAUUGUGAUUAUGUAAAGCUGUGUUAUCUAGGAAAAUUAAAUAUGUUUAAUCCUAUUGUUUUUAUAUCAAAGUUGUAAAAUUAUUUUUUUCUGUUA
Anoplophora glabripennis (Asian longhorned beetle) is the source of this 905-nucleotide messenger RNA. RefSeq names its product mpv17-like protein. The transcript is spliced from 4 exons. The coding region runs from base 173 to 754 and encodes 193 amino acids. Gene Ontology annotation, cellular component: membrane; cytoplasm. Lineage: Eukaryota; Metazoa; Arthropoda; Insecta; Coleoptera; Cerambycidae. The record is from RefSeq and is a predicted model, not a curated record.